AGCUCUACACGGCCGCAAACGAUAUNAAUUUUAUUCAUGAAAAGCCAAAAUAAAGCCUCAUUUCAAUCCAUAGGCCUGCUCAUUGUGCUGAUCGCUGUUGGGACAUUCUUCGUGAUACGAGCGAUUCGUGAUCGUCGACGAAAUCACGGCGAGUAUCGUCCACAAUUCGAAGAACUUCAUCAUGCCAAAGAUUUGCCCUACCUUCAGCCCCCAGCUGUUGAAGGGCUUAUCUAA
This is a messenger RNA of Haemonchus placei, 234 nucleotides long. Lineage: Eukaryota; Metazoa; Nematoda; Chromadorea; Rhabditida; Trichostrongylidae. The record is from the annotation of a GenBank genome assembly.